Molecule: messenger RNA, 396 nt
Organism: Spodoptera littoralis (African cotton leafworm)
Lineage: Eukaryota; Metazoa; Arthropoda; Insecta; Lepidoptera; Noctuidae
Source: the annotation of a GenBank genome assembly
AUGGUUAUUGUAGGCUCUUAUUGUGUGGAGCGUAAUCUACAAAAGUCUAUUAAUAGUACAAUAACACGUUUGAGCAAGAAAUUAUGUAAAGCCUCCACAUUAAGUUUACGUAAUGUAUUUUGCUGGAAUCUAAACCGUGGCCGUGGCGCGACAUACCGUGAUAAUAAUUAUCGUGAUCAGGAUUCCACGGGCACUAACGAGGCAGGCAGUAAGCAAUCUGUUAUACACGAAACAUAUUAUUGUCGCUCGAAUAAUAAAAAUGUACAAAACAAAGUGGAAGUAGGCAACAAAGGGCCGGCAGCCAUUGCUCUGUCACUAGCAGACAGAGAGGUUGUUACUGUCGUACCAGGGAUGCCAAACGACUUUGUUUAUCACGAACAUUUUUUGUCGAGCUAG